AUGAUUUCCUUGUGAGCUACGCAGCUCGUCACGGAGUUACGUAAAGGGGCAGAGAGUGCGUCAAUGAGUUAAAGCACUCAAAACAGAAUUUAGUGACAAUACCACAGCUCAUGUGUUGAAGCGAGGUCGGGCUGUCAUGGACGAGCGGGACACCGCAGCUAUCCUUCCCGGAGAUGUGCUCAGCGCCCAGGCCACCGACGAGGAAAUGUCCACAUACGGCUCAUGUGGACUCAAAGAAAAAGAUGAGUCUGCCGUUUCGACCACCCGCUCCUGGCGGCCACCUUUUGCAUGCACGCUGCCGGUGACUGUGGAGCCGGUGAUGUUCUUCGCCAUGUUUUCAAUUGCCCUGCAGUCACCUUUGGCCACACAGUAUGUGUGGGACAGAGUCAGCGACGAGCUCGGCUACAACGGCUCCAGGAGGUCCGGCUGCCGUAACGACUCCAUGCCCACAGAUCCUCUACAGGAGCAAGUGCAAACCUUGACAGCCCACUGGAACCUCUACAUCAGUCUUGGAGGAUUUUCUGUAGGACUAUUGGUGGUGCCUCUCAUAGGAUCUUGGAGUGACCUUGCGGGUCGUAGACGUGCCCUCAUCAUCCCUAACCUGGGAAUGGCUGUCCAAGCGGCGCUUUACAUCGCAGUCAUGUACCUAAAGCUUCCUUUGAUCUACUUUCUCGUGGGCAGGCUGCUCAGUGGCCUCACGGGGGAAUUCAACGGAGUCUUGGCUGCCUGCUUCUCUUAUGUGGCGGACAUCAGCGACAAAAGGACACGCACUGUCAGGGUGGCUGUGUUGGAGGCUUGUCUGGGCCUUGCAGGGAUGUUUGCGAGCGUCAUUGGCGGGGAGUGGCGAAAGGCACAAGGGUACAUCAACCCGUUCUGGCUUGUUCUGGCCAUUAACUUGGGGACAGCUCUGUAUGUUUACCUCUUUGUCCGUGAGUCUGUCCCGCUAGACCCAAGUGCCAAGCUCCUCACCUACAAGCAUCAUAAAAAUGUCUGGCACCUCUUCUCAACAGGAGGCACCACUGGUCAGACAAAUGGAAGCACUCAUAAAUACAAACUGUGGCUUUACAUGCUGAGCUUCUUCCUGGUGGGUACUGUACACUUUGGCAGCAGAGAUUUGUAUGUGCUGUAUGAGCUGAGCUCACCACUUUGCUGGGGUUCGACCCUCAUUGGCUAUGGAGCAGCAGCUCUACAGAUGGCCUACCUCACCAGUCUGAUUGGGCUGAAGCUCAUGCAGAACUGCCUGAAGGACUCCUGGGUGGCUGUGGUGGGUCUGGCCUCUAACAUCUCUGGGCUGCUGGUUUUUUCUGUGGCUAACACGACUGAGCUCAUGUUCACAGGUUAUGGUCUGUUAUUUCUCUUCAUUGCUCCAUUGCCCGUGCUCAGAUCAAAGCUGUCCCAGCUGGUGACCCAAUCAGAGCAAGGCACCCUGUUUGCCACUGUUGCCUGUUUGGAUAGCCUAUGUUUCCUAGUGGGCAGUAGCCUCUUUAAUUCACUCUACCCCCUUACGUUAAAUUUCAUGAAGGGGUUUCUCUUUCUCUGUGCUGCCAUUCUCCUCCUCAUCCCUGCUAUGAUGAUUAGUGCUCUUCAGUGUUUAGACUACAAGAAGGGCCACAGAGACUCCAUGAUGUCCUGACCUGAAGAGGGACAGAAGACAAGAGCCUGUCAAAGAGUUAAAGGUCUCAAUCUAUGAGGUGAGCUGCUCUGACACAAAGAACCCAUCAUAACCUGAUGUAUGAUGGGAGAGACUUUUGAUUCUAACACAGUGCCAUGGCAGCUGGCUGCUGUGGGGAUUUUUUAAUUUAGUUUCACAGAAAUGAUGAAGACAAAAUGAAGACUGAACUACUGGAUGACGUUUUAACAAACUUUUAUGUCAUUAUGAUAAGAUACUGGAGAAUUGGGCCAUUACAAAUCCCUGUUCGCUCUUAAAACUAGCCUUUGUCUUAAGAAAAUUCAUCAUAGAAAUGGUGCUAUGACCAAGACUGAAUAUAUGCAUUACGUGCAUAGUUUGAAAAAUGCCCAAUUAUGUGCCUUAAUCUUCUUUUUUUUAAUUAUAUACAAUAUAUCAUGCCAGAAGCUCUAAUGGUACAAUGCAGAUAAAGCUGAAUUUAAGAGGAAACUUCUUAGUUGUUGAGUUAAGAAUGUUAAACUUUAUGGGUUCUUUGUGAUUUACUUUAAGAGGGUAAAUUUGUAGCUUGGCAUAUGAAUCACCUGACACAGGUAGCAAAGCUGUUCCCUUUUUAGAAAGCCAUAACAGACUUCUGUGGCACUUUACUUUAGUGGGGCCCCAGUGACAGAAUAAUUUUAUAGUCAUAAGUGGUAAACCAGUAAUUUCUGAAGAAUAAGGGGGUACAUCCUAGGAAGAAUUGGUAUUUUUUAAGUGAUAACACAGAUCAAGGAAAUACUUACACAGUAACAAUGCAUUAAUUAUGAAGUAAUUCCACAUAAUAUUGUGGCUGGUUGGUAUUUAAGUGGUAGAAAUAAGAUGAUAUUUCCCGUUUAAGUUGCUUGAUAAUUAUCGGGUAAUUUCUUUAUUUUAGCACACUAAAUUAGGUGAGGUCUUCCUGAAAAAUGUUCAUGUAAUUUUCAGGGUUAGGGGUAAGGUUAUAGUAAAAUACCACCUAAUUACCAGAGAAUUUACACAAUAUUAAAAGGAAUUACUUCAUAAUUAAUCCAUUAUUACUAAGUAAACACUUCUUGAAUAUUACUAUAUUUCAGAGUUAUUACUUGUUGAAAUACCAACAUAUUACAAGGUAAUUUCAACCUUAUUCUUGAGAAAUUACUGGUUAAUUGCCACUUAUUACCAUUAAAUUGCUAGAAAAUUAGGACUCACUAAAAUAAAGUGUUACCCAGUCUUCCAACAGAAAAAGUGGACAAUAAGUUUAAAGCAUAUAAACUUAA
Cheilinus undulatus (humphead wrasse) is the source of this 2898-nucleotide messenger RNA. RefSeq names its product solute carrier family 46 member 1 (gene slc46a1). Gene Ontology annotation, cellular component: plasma membrane. Gene Ontology annotation, molecular function: transmembrane transporter activity. The record is from RefSeq and is a predicted model, not a curated record. Bases 137 to 1633 code for a protein of 498 amino acids. NCBI's taxonomy places the organism in Eukaryota, Metazoa, Chordata, Actinopteri, Labriformes, Labridae. Gene Ontology annotation, biological process: transmembrane transport. The transcript has 6 exons.